CUGAAUUUGACCGCGAAAUAUACUCGUGGGUUUUGACUAAGAUAUACCCAGGAUCUUCAAAUUUUGGCAUCAACAGAAUGACACAGAAUAAGCUGUAUACCCUGGCUUUCGUGCUGGACGCAGGUAGAAUUUUACUCGGUAUGAAAAAACGUGGCUUCGGCGCGGGAAGAUGGAACGGGUUUGGCGGGAAAGUUGACCCCGGGGAAUCUAUUGAAGACGCUGCGAAAAGGGAGUUGUCUGAGGAAUGCAAUCUAAAGACGAACAAGUUAGAUCAGGUUGGGAUUCUGAAGUUUGAGUUUGUUGGCCAGCCUCAAAUCUUGGAAGUUCAUGUUUUCAAGACAAGCAAAUAUGAAGGAACUAUUCAAGAGUCUGAAGAAAUGAGACCUCAGUGGUUUGAAAUAGAUCAAGUUCCAUUUAAAGAAAUGUGGCCUGAUGAUGAUCUUUGGUUUCCAAUGAUGUUGAAUGAUGAAAAGUUUGAGGGAUAUUUUAAGUUUGAAGGGCAUGAUAAAAUAUUGGAUUAUACACUUACAAAACUUUAAAAUAUAUAUAUUUAUCUCUUAAUAAAAUUUCACACAUUUUAAGGCUA
Molecule: messenger RNA, 586 nt
Organism: Dendronephthya gigantea
Lineage: Eukaryota; Metazoa; Cnidaria; Anthozoa; Malacalcyonacea; Nephtheidae
Product: 7,8-dihydro-8-oxoguanine triphosphatase-like
Exons: 3
Coding region: 78-539 (153 amino acids)
Biological process (GO): DNA protection
Molecular function (GO): 8-oxo-7,8-dihydroguanosine triphosphate pyrophosphatase activity
Source: RefSeq, a predicted model, not a curated record